GAGAGACGACGACGCGAUGGAGCUCACGACGGGAGCUCGCGCUGCGCUCCCCCACCGUCGACGGGCGGACGCUCAGUCAUCGAGGGAGAUGCAGUGGUGAUGGUAGUGGGAGAGCAGGGGAGGGGCAGGAGCUUGGCGGAUCCAUUGGUGUCAGCAUCGAUCGAUCGAUGGAUUGAAUGAGCAGCCGGAAAGUGCUCGAGCUUAUAUACUUGACGACGACGAGGCGCAGGAGACGGAAGACGCGAGCCGGUUGUGGAGUCAAGGGGAGCCGGGAAAGAGAUGUAAUGACCAGUGGAUUGCAGUGGCAGCGGGGAUCGAUUCUUGGCGAUCGGAUUGAAUUGGAGAGGGCUGAGUGGUUGGAUCGUAUGCUGGAAGUGGUGGGCGAAGAGGCCUGAAGAGCGCUUCUCGGACCGGCCUUCCUUGUUGGAAGGGAGAGGGAGAUUAUGUGGAGAGGAUUUCCGUUGUAGAUCGGUGGAAAUCAGGGGACGACAAUUUGGGAAUGAGGAUUGGAGCAGAGCUUAUUUCGUAGAAGGGGAAGGAUCGAGUUUUCAAUCACAGGAGGAAGAUGGAGCUCAGCAGAUCUGUUGUUAGGAACUGGACGGAAAGUGCAUUGUUGCUGGUUCGCUGUUGAUUCUGAUAGCGGAGAAUGAGUGAGAAUUUGUAGUUUUGACGUGACUAUUCACGCCUAUGUAAGACAUUGGCAUUUCAUCGCGUCAUCAGGCGUUUUUUGUUGUCUCGUUCAUAAUGGCUCCUACAGAAAUACAGACUGCCUAUUCUGGUCCUCAUCACAAGUCUGUUGCAGCAUUGUUCGGCGAUGACUCGGACUCUCAGCCGUUGUGGUUCAAGAAAGAUGCUUUUGGAGAGCCAAAUUUUGACACAGAAGCAUACAUUUCAGAUCUUCGAAGGUUUGUCCCAUUUGAUACCUUGAGGGCGGAGCUUCGGAGCCAUCAAGCAGUCUUGAAGCACGAGCUUGUUGAACUUAUCAACAGGGACUACACUGAUUUCGUCAAUUUGAGUACUAAACUUGUCGACGUUGAUGGAGCUGUGCUGCGCAUGCGGAUGCCUUUGAAUGAGCUCAGAGGAAAGCUGCUGACUGUUAGAGAAAGUGUCAGUGGAUCUCUUGCAUCACUUCAAGACGGACUGAAGCGUAGGGCUGAAGCUUCAGCAUCACGAGAAAUUUUGGAGCUCCUUCUUGACACCUCACAUGUCGUUUCCAAGGUUGAGAAACUACUCGUUGAGUUACAAAGUAUGCCAGAAGACGAUACACAUAUUUCAGAUGAGCCAGGAAAGAGUGAUUUCCAGAGGGAUGCUAAACUUGGAGAUGAACACGUGGAGCAUGGUGCAAAUCUUGAAGAGUCUCGAAGUCGACUUCUGGAGAGAAUCGCUAGUGAAAUGAAUCGACUUAAAUUUUACGUAGCUCGUGCCCAGGAUCUACCGUUCAUUCAAAACAUGGAAAGAAGAAUCCAAAAUGCAGAUUUCUCCCUGAAUGCAAGCCUACGCCGAUCUUUUGAAGGUGGCUUAGAGCGUCGUGAUGGGUCCGUAAUAGAUCACUGCCUUAGAGCCUAUGCUGCGAUUGACAAUAUAUCUGGUGCGGAGGAGGCUUUUCGCUCUGCUGUGGUUGCCCCAUUUGUGCAACAAAUUAUACCCACAAGUCCGGAAAAAAGGGUCGUCGGCGGUAACAGUGAUCAGCUAUCUGAGGUUCUGAAAGAAAUAGAGACUCGUAUACAGACCGACUGCAAGUUUUUGCUUGAUAUAUCAGCAGCAGCAAACUCCGGCCUCCACGUCUUUGAUUUUUUGAGCAACUCCAUACUUAAGGAAGUGCACUCAGCAAUACAGAAGGGAAAGCCUGGGGCCUUCUCACCCGGCAAGCCAGCUGAGUUUCUGGCCAACUACAAGGCCAGCUUGAAGUUUCUGAAUUUCUUGGAAGGUUAUUGUCAAUCGCAGGCAGCUGUCGAGAAGUUUCGAUCUCAGAGUGCGUAUUUCGAGUUUAUGAAGCAGUGGAAUCUCGGUGUCUAUUAUACACUUCGCCUUCAGGAAAUAGCGGGAGCGCUAGAUAUUGCAGUCACCACCACCGUCACAACACCAGCACAAGGUGUCGUUAAUUAUGAUGAAGAUGGCUCGUUAGGAUUGGCAUUACAUCCCAGUUCCGUUCUCUGGGAUUGUCUUCAACGCUGCUGGCAAGAAGAUGUUUUCAUUAAAGCGGUGUCCGAUAAGUUCCUGAAGCUGACGUUACAACUUCUUUCAAGGUAUUCAACAUGGCUAUCGGCAGGUCUUGUAGCACGCAGAGCUGGAAAUACAGAGAAACCAGCAGGAGGGAACUUCGCCUUGGUAGCUACUCCGGAAGAUUUUAUUCUUGUGGGCCAUGAUGUAAAACUAUUAGCUCAGAAGAUAAAAGGUCCACAUCUGCAGCACGUAGAAGCUGCUCUGACUCCAAGCGCCCCUGAAGUAUUCGCAUUAGUAAAGCAGAGUAUAUUCCAGGCAGCUGAUCUAUUACUUGAGCUUGUUCCAGCUCUAACUGAUGUUUUGACGGAGGCCUUGGCUGACAAGUGUGCGGAGGCAUUGAAACAAGCGAAGGGUAUAACGGCCACGUUUCGGAUGACAAACAAGCCACUCCCCACGAGGCAUUCGCCCUAUGUUUCCAGUAUACUACAGCCUCUGAAGGCCUUUCUCGAAGGAGAACGUAUCAUUUAUCUUGCGCAAGAUGCCCAGGAGGAGCUACUUGGAACUGUUGUCGAGAAGAUCACCACUCGAUACAACGACCAAGCUCGUGACAUUAUCAACACCGCCCGGAAAACCGAAUCAACGUUACAAAGGUUUAGGCAGGGAGCGGCACGACAAAGAGGAGGAGGAGCAGAUACAAGUGAAAACAGUAUAUCGGAUACUGACAAAAUUUGUGCCCAACUCUUCCUUGAUGUCCAGGAAUAUGGGAGAAGGCUUUCUGCUCUUGGAAUCUCUGCAGCAGAUUUGCCCGUUUACGUAUCGUUGUGGCAGUGUGUUGCCACCGUCGAUAGGCAAAAUGAUAUUAGAUUCUAAGCGCAACCAAUUUAUUUUCGAAUAGAUAGAACAGGCCCCCAUCCAGACCCGGAAGGAGCUCGGGUCAGAUGGAUAUUUUUAGACAGUUCAGGCUAUGAGAUGGUACAAAGAAGUAUUUUCCCGGCUGCUCUUACCAAAUUGACUGGAUCCUCUCGGACAGAAUGUGCCUCACCUGCUCUCUUACCAGAUUGACUAGAUCCUCAGGAACUCAGAUCUAUCAAGUUACAGUAUCGAAGUCUGUUCUGGUACCAUUGCUGCCUCGGCUUUGUCGUGGAUUACGAAACGCAGUUUUGAUUGCUUCAUGAGUAGUUUGAUCCAUGGGCAGUGAGGUGUUGACCGGAUAUUGGGUCAGCGCACAAAAGUGUGGAUGUAGCACAAAUACUCAAAUAAAUUAUGAUAAGUACAUCUCAUCAAUUUCAUGUAUGUAUUGUAUACAUCGAGAGCCCAAUACGACUCAU
Molecule: messenger RNA, 3491 nt
Organism: Marchantia polymorpha subsp. ruderalis
Lineage: Eukaryota; Viridiplantae; Streptophyta; Marchantiopsida; Marchantiales; Marchantiaceae
Source: the annotation of a GenBank genome assembly